Oryzias melastigma (Indian medaka) is the source of this 4325-nucleotide messenger RNA. It is a transcript of the gene eefsec, whose product is annotated as eukaryotic elongation factor, selenocysteine-tRNA-specific. NCBI's taxonomy places the organism in Eukaryota, Metazoa, Chordata, Actinopteri, Beloniformes, Adrianichthyidae. Gene Ontology annotation, molecular function: GTP binding; translation elongation factor activity; GTPase activity. The record is from RefSeq and is a predicted model, not a curated record. Gene Ontology annotation, biological process: selenocysteine incorporation.
GAGCCCAGAUCAUCGACCUGAUGAUCCUGGUGGUGGACGUGGUGAAGGGCAUGCAGACUCAGACCGCAGAAUGUCUGCUGAUUGGAGAACUCACCUGCCCCAGCAUGGUCGUCGUCCUGAACAAGAUCGACCUUCUGCCGCCAAACAAGAGACAAAACGCCGUCGAGAAGAUGACGAAAAGAAUGCUCAAAACCCUGGAGAGCACCAGGUUUAAGGAAUGUCCCGUCAUCGCCGUGGCGGCCAGGCCGGGCGGCCCCGACGCCGCAGAACCCGAGGAGCCCCACGGAGUUCAGGAGUUAAUCGAGCUGCUGAAAAAGCAGACGUACCUCCCGAAGAGAGACCCCGCGGGGGACCUGCUGAUGGCGGUGGACCACUGCUUCUCCAUCCGCGGUCAGGGGACGGUCAUGACCGGAACCAUCCUGCAGGGGUCGCUGGCCGUCAACGACACGGUGGAGAUCCCCGUCCUGAAGGUGACCAAGAAAAUCAAGUCGGUGCAGAUGUUCCGGAAGCCGGUGUCCGGCGCCAUGCAGGGGGACCGUGUGGGCGUGUGCGUGACACAGUUCGACCCCAAGCUGCUGGAGCGCGGCGUGGUGUGCACCCCGGGCUCCCUGCGCACGCUCUUCGGCGCCGUCAUCUCUGUCAGGAAGAUCGGCUACUUCAAGGGCUCCCUGGCCACCCGGGCCAAGCUCCACAUCACCGUGGGUCACGAGACGGUGAUGGCCCGGGUGUCCUUCUUCGGCCUGCCCCCCUCAGAUGCUCAGUCGGCUCCGCCGGAGCUUCGCUCGCUGGAAGCGCCCUUCGACUUUGACAGGGAGUAUGUUUACCAGGACGAGUACGUCAGCGCUCAGGCAGACGGAGCGGGCGGAGGCCCCGACCCGGAGCAGUGGGCUCUGCUGGAGUUCGAGCGGCCCGUCACCUGCCCCGCUCUCUGUUUGGUGAUCGGCUCCAAGCUGGACACGGACAUCCACGCCAACACGUGCCGCCUGGCCUUCCAAGGCCGCCUGCUGCAGGGGUUUGAGGACAAAAACUACGCCGAGACCAGCCUGCCUCGCCUGCGCAUCUACAAGACCAAGCAGAAGGAGGGCCAGGUGGAGAGGGUGACCGACGACUACACCGUGAUCGGGCGCAGCCUGUUCAAGAAAGAGACCAACCUCCAGCUCUUCGUGGGGUUAAAGGUCACGCUGUCCACCGGCGAGAGCGGCGUGAUCGAGGGCGGCUUCGGGCAGAGCGGCAAGUUUAAGAUCCGCAUCCAGGCUCUACCCCCGAGCUCUGCGGCUCCGCGGACACGCAGUGGGAAGCGGGAAGAGCGGCAGGGCUGACAUCCCAAGCUGCAUUCCCAGGAUUCCUCUGGGGAUGGCCUGUGUUCCGGGGAAGUCUGAUGGUUGUUUAUUUUACCUUCUGUUGCUCAAACCCACCACUACACCGGGAGGGAAGUGAAAACACAAACACUGGAGAAAGAGAACCUCACCUACAUCCUCUCUGCUCAGUCGUUCAGGCUCAUAUUCAAGCAGGCACACCGGCUCAGAGGUUUGAGUUAGAGGAUAAACUACAGUUCCUGCCAAAUGCUUUACUCUCUUGAAUUUUUUGGCAUUCCAUAUCAAAAAUAAUAGUAAAAACAUCUCCAGACUGAAGUGAACUGUCACAAAGACUAAAAGCAGUUUUUGUUGCUUAGAUCAAGGAUAAAUCUUGUUUUGUUUUCUAGUUUUUUGUGACUUUUUUGAACAUACAAACAUUUGAACCAUUAACUGCACAGUGUUCCCUAAAUAACUAGUGAUAGCUGAAGACUGUUUUUAAUCCAGUAGAACUACACACUUUCUAGACUUUUCUCAGUCAGACAUGAACAUUUUCACACUUUUCUCUCUUGUUUAAACUCUCAAAGUUCAUACCUUUAUAGAAAAGUAAGUCCAGAAUCUUAGAAUGAAAUGAAAGACCUGAUAGUGAUUAAUGUAAAUGUAGAAAACUGAGUUUAUUCUGUACAGGAGAACACGGUGGAGACUGACAAGAUCAGCAGCCAAUCAGGACGCAGAACACUGUAGGGCGAGACAGAGAGGUCUGCGAUACCUCAGUGGUUGAGGUGUGAUGUAGUGAGGGAACACUACAUGAGAACUGGACAGAUUGAGUGUGAUGUCACCCAUAGAAGAUCCUUUACUGCCGGCUCCAACCAAAUGAAGUCAAGUCUAAAUCAGACAACACCAGUAAGCAGAGAUUGGUCCGAGUCAUUGUUUCUAUGGCAACCACUCUUGCCAAUUAGGAGUGAGUUUGUUGGAAGGCCACACCCCUACCACUUGAUGGCGACCUACUCGACGUUUGACAAUAAAACGUUUCUGUGAGACUACAUACUUUUAUUGAGGGAUCUGAUUGGUUAGUUUGUAACUUGAAUAACCUGCAAUAAAGAAAAAAAAAUGAUUAAAAAAACAGGUUUAUCAACAACAUGUUAAAAAAAUCAUAAAACGGUUAUUCUGAGAAAUAGAAUGACUGAUAAAUUGGCUGUUUAUCUCUAAAUCGAGGUCUAAGACUAUGUUUAAAUCCCUUCCUAAUAACUACUAAAAAGCUAUCUAGUACAAGUCUCUCUAGUGCUCUGAAUUUCUUUUUAUAACAUCACUGAUUUCCCAAAGUAAAAGCUUAACAAGUAUUAACAUUUCACAAAGAGCAUUUAUAAAUCCACUGUGAUACUUUAAAGUAACAACUUACCUCGUUUACUCCGUCAUGUGUAUCGUUCAAGCUGAUACCGCGAUGUUGAUGCGUUCUUGAUUUAUCCUGCAGGACUAAUUUACACACUGUUUUUUUCCACAUAAAGAAUGUUCAAAAGCAGUGCAUUGUGGUCUACAUUGAUGCACACGAGUUUCUUAGAGACUUCUGGGAAAUUUCUUGAGCACUGGAUUUUAAAUUUGUAGACUGAAAGCUCUACAAAAUGGUGAACGCCCUUGAAGUGACCAAGUAGUGAAGGAAUUUUCUUGGAGCCAAUGAGGACUUCCUAAUUGGAAUAUGAGGGGGAGGGGUCACUCAGUCCAGUUCUCUUUAUACAGUCAAUAUUCCUGCUCUACCUUUUUUUUAACGUUCUUGCUAAUACAAAUUUUUUUCAUAUUUUUUCUUUUUUACAAGCUAUUCGGUUCAUAAACUGGCCAAUCAGAGGCCUCAAUUAAAGUUAGAUGGUCUCAAUAGUUGACAGGUUUCAUGUCGCCCACUUUCAAGUGUUAGGGGCGUGGCCUUCCAACAAACUUACCCCUGACUAGGGCAGUAACGAGUCAAUCAAGCCACGAUUUGAUUCAGUUUUAAAGUCCCAAUUUUGACUUAUUUUAAUUUUUUUCUCAACAUAAUCAAUUAAAUCCACAGCAAGCCUGCAUGAAGAAACGUCAUCUUCUCUGCAUUUCUACAUUUAGGCACAGGCCGUGACAAAACGAUUUUUUAAAAUUUUCUGCAACGAUGAAGAUGUUGACGAGUUUGAAUCAUUUUUCUAAUCAAUUCUCAAAGAAUCGUGACAUCCUUACUCCUGAUAGGUGAGAGUGGUUGCCAUAGAAACAGUGACUCAGGCCGAUUCGGACCAAUCUGUUACUGACGCUGUCUCCAACACGGCAGUGUCCGAUCCCCCCAAAAAUGGUGACUAAAUAAACUUCCUUUGGUUGGAGUUGGAAGUAAACCAUUUCCUACGGAUGAUGUCACGUUCACUCACUCCAGUUCCAUUAUACAGUCAAUGAUUUAGAAACAUUUAAGAUAAAAUCCUUAAUCAUGAACUGAUUGAUGGUAUGAAAAAGGGAAGCGACAUAUUUUUGUUGCAUAUAUUUGUCUUAAAGUGUUCAGACCCCGACUGAAUGACCUUUUUAAUCUCUGUGCGGGAGAGUGGAGUCAACAGGAGAAUCCUCGUAGAGAUCGAGUUACCAUGACUUCUGGUACUGGUUCAAUGAAAGCAUUAAAUGUUUGAUUCGAUGCCAAAGGCUGUUUACAUAAACACGUGUUGAUCAGGAGUUUAUGUAGCUGCUCCUUUUCACCUGUUAAUGAGCACGUGUUUAAACUUUAAUCGUUUCUGGUUCAUAAUCUGUGCAGGUAAACAGGGAACACAUGUCAGGGGAAUUCUGUCUUUGGGAAUGUUUGUUUGCCUCUCGAAUGUUGUGCGCAUGUUUUGAAGUGAAAAAUAAAAGAAAAAUUCAAACUGAUCCAAAAGAUUAGGAGGAAAGAUUUCUGGCUACACUGCAACCAUAACAACCCUCAGCCUGGCACAGCGAUAACCAGAAGAAUGCUGGCGCCGCCGCGCACCGGGUUAGACAUCCAGCAUGGAAAGCAGUGAACCUAAAACAUUCUUUUUUCUCUUUGCGUGUGCAAAAUGAAAU